This is a messenger RNA of Microplitis demolitor, 1695 nucleotides long. RefSeq names its product enoyl-CoA hydratase domain-containing protein 3, mitochondrial. The record is from RefSeq and is a predicted model, not a curated record. Gene Ontology annotation, molecular function: hydro-lyase activity. Lineage: Eukaryota; Metazoa; Arthropoda; Insecta; Hymenoptera; Braconidae. The transcript is spliced from 7 exons. The coding region runs from base 49 to 954 and encodes 301 amino acids. Gene Ontology annotation, cellular component: mitochondrion.
AUAGAGAGGCGCGUUGACAGUGGCGAUAAUAGUAAUAAAGUUGUAGCGAUGUCACGGACGUACAAUUUGUUGACAGGACGCAAUUAUUUAUCAGCAUUCAAGGCGGGAAAAGAGUUUGCGAGGUCUUAUGUUGCUAAUACGACAUUCGAGAGCGAAAAAUAUGUUGAGAGCGACGAAACAAAUGGGGUCAGAACGAUAACUCUGAGCCAUAAUGCCUCCAGAAAUUCUUUGUCCUUGGAAAUGAUGAAAAUUUUAACAUGGAAUAUAGACCGUGAUGCUGAUAAAGAAUCAUUGAGAGCAAUUGUUAUUGCAGCGGCGCCUGGAAAAAUAUUUUCAGCGGGUCAUAAUUUAAAAGAACUCACAACAGCAAAAGGUAACAAACAUCACUAUGAAGUAUUUGAAACAGCUUCAAAUUUAAUGAAAUCAAUAGCCAACUCACCUGUUCCUGUGAUUGCUGCCGUCGAUGGUCUAGCAGCAGCAGCCGGAUGUCAACUUAUCAGUUCUUGCGAUAUUGUUAUUUGUACUGAAAGAAGUACUUUUUCUACACCUGGAGCGAACUUCGGAAUCUUUUGUUCGACUCCAGGGAUACCAUUAGUACGUAACGUUCCUAAAAAAAUAGCAUCACAUAUGUUGUAUACUGGCCUUCCUUUAUCUGCUCAGGAAGCUUACAAUGCUGGGCUUGUCAGCAAAGUCGUGUCUAAUGAUCAACUUUCUGAAGAGAUAAAAAAAACAACUGAUGCAAUCAAAGCUAAAAGCCGAUCGGUAGUACAGUUAGGAAAGAAAUUUUUGUUUGAACAACAAGAACUUGAUCUUUGCUCGGCUUACUACUACGGUACUGAAAUAAUGGUGCAGAAUUUGGAACUAAAAGACGCUCAGGAAGGAAUUAAAAGUUUUAUUGAAAAACGUAAGCCUGUUUGGAGCAACAAGUUCGAUAAAGACGAAGAUAUUAAUUGAUUAUUAACGAAUUAACUUCUGGGUGAUACAAAUUUUACAAUCAGAAGUUUUUUAAAUAUUUUUUGAUAAAGUCUUUCUAUCAAGGCUGUGAUAACUGAAAUUAAUUAUAAAUAUUUAUUGUUAGUUUGUAUAAAUAAUUAUUGCGAUUUGUUUAUUGGAAUUUCAAGUCCAUCAAACAAAGUUUAUUGAAAUUUAUUUUUCAACUCGAGAGAUUACUAAAUAAUAAAGAUAUUCGCGGAGAGAUCGAGUGGAAAUAAAAUAAAAAGUAUUUACUUUUUGAAAAUUUUAAAGCAAUAUUUUUUUAUGACUGCCACUGGUAAUUUAUAGUAUAGUAUAAAGACUGUAGUAAUUAUUUGCUGUAAUUAAAGCUGCUAAAGAUGAAUUUCCAUUCUGUCCGAAGUACAAUGAUAAGUAGAGCGAUAAAUCCCUCAUAUGCACGCAUACUCUCUAUGGAAAUAUAAUGCAUGACCCCAAAUUAAUUAUGUCUCGGCAUGAAACCCUGAUAAUUAUAAAUAUUUUAAGUCGAAACAGGAACCUCGGAUCUUUGGGGGGUCGGUAAAUAUCAAGUUUGUUAUUAAUUGAUAACCCCGAUCUCAAAAAAAAAAAAUAAAAAUCUACGCAACACAAAGAGAGUCGCAGAAAAAUAACGGCCUUGAAUAUUGCACUGGAAUUUUAAAAAAAUUUUAAAUGAUUGUGUAAGUGAUAAUUAUCGGAUGUUAAAUUAAGAUUUUAAAAUCUAGU